Messenger RNA from Sycon ciliatum, 3749 nucleotides. RefSeq names its product beta-mannosidase-like. Gene Ontology annotation, molecular function: beta-mannosidase activity. The transcript has a single exon. The coding region runs from base 351 to 3413 and encodes 1020 amino acids. Gene Ontology annotation, biological process: glycoprotein catabolic process. Lineage: Eukaryota; Metazoa; Porifera; Calcarea; Leucosolenida; Sycettidae. The record is from RefSeq and is a predicted model, not a curated record.
AUGCGAAGAUCCACACCAUUUUUCCGCACAUGAUCGAAUGAAAUUAUCCAAAUAGGUUAGCAGCUGCUAAAGACUAAGCACGUAGCGGCUACUGCUAGGCGUGGAGAUCAGUGCAAGAGAUUAGCGGCAUACAUGUACAAACAGUUGCACUGGCUUUCAAGUUUUCAACCUGCUUUGAACCGCUCUUGUCUUUGAACUGCUCUUGUCUUUGAAUCGUGAGCUAUUAGCACUCGGUGAGCUCGUAAGGAAUUUGUUCGUUCCGAUAUUCUGGUAAAGAACAAGCCCAAAUCCAUUCCGGCCACAGGGCUUUCAGUGCACGCUGCAUCCAGCCAGGGAGGGACACGUACAAUAUGGGUGGCCGACACAAGCUGAUGUUGAAGCCGCUGAUUGUGGCUGUGGUGUGCUUCGUGAGUGUGGUCGUCCCGACACUUGGAGAGCUUGCACUUGAUAAUCUUCGAGUUCAAGGUUCAUCGCAUGCACUCUUGGACGGAGCAGACUGGAUUGCAACUCACGAGACGCCAGGACCCUGGUCUCGGGUCUGUGACUACCAGGAAGGUAUUGAUUACAAUCACGGCGAACAGCAGGAGGGUAGUGCCUACGCCAGCAACCAGUCCGAAUGCUGUAGACUGUGUGCUGAGCGGACACCGGUGUGUGCUGCGGGCGUUUUCUCUCAGAACCGCUGCUGGUUCAAGAGUCCCGCCGAUAUAGACAAGCCUGGCCAGUUUGCCGGUGCAGUUGCGUGCAAGCGGACACGCAAUGAAUCUGGAGAAAUUCUCACAGUACCCAACUGUGCUGUACCUGGUGAUCUGAUCACGGAUUUGGAGAAUGGCGGGUUGAUCGGCGAUCCGUGGUACGAGAUGAAUUUCAAGAAUGAUUCGCUGUGGGCGUACGGCGUAUGGAACUACACGAAGAGAAUCAACUUCACUGAAGAGGAUGUAAAGAACAUCGCUGGCUACACCAGUGCUGGUAGUGAUGUGAUUCUGCAGUUUGACGGUAUCAAGAUGGGAGCGAGGAUCUAUUUGAAUGGACAGCUACUGGGAAUCACCACCGAUCAGUUUCUGCGCUACAACUACUCGUUAGGCCAGGCAAUGCGAGACACAGGAUUGAGUGUCAGUGCAGGCGACAGCAAUGCAUUGCUUGUGUCUCUUGACUCGGAUAUAAAUACCAAUGGCCGGUUCAUGGCAUGUACGGGCGGCUGGGACUGGGCACCGUAUAGCAUGUCAUCUGGACCGGGAUACCACACAUUCUCACGUGGAAUAUGGAGGAGUGUGUACCUGGUGACGGUGGCCGCAGGGAGCGUGGCCAUUGAACACAUUGUACCGCAGAUAUUCUACACCGGUGCAUACCCGACCGAGCCGUUGGUGGCUCAUGAGCACGCCGACUUCAAAGUGGAUGUGACCGUGCUCUUCAAUGUACCACGGGCUAGUGAUGGUACACUGCAGGUACGUGGACAGUGGGGCAUGCAGACAUCGGUCACGGUUAAUGUCUCGUUGCCAGCGGGCAGUGACGUUCGUCAAACUGUGACCCUUACGGCAUCAGCUAAAGACAUUUCCCUGUGGUGGCCUGCCGGUUUAGGCAAUCAGACACUGUAUCUUCUCAAUGUAUCCUUCACACCGAAAGGUUCAAAUGAAGCUGUCACCGACGGAAGAAGCAUCGGAUUCCGCUAUGUUGCCCUGGUAACAGGAAAUGACACAGACCCAGGUUACGUGAAGAAUGCGUCCACGUCACAAACCACCGGUCAGCAAGGAAUGUUCUUCAGGGUGAACGGUGCAGCCGUCUUUAACCGCGGCGCCAACAUGAUUCCAAUGGAGGAGCUGGAGGGGCGUAUGAAUCCAGUGGCGUUCUCCCGUCUGGUCCAGAGUGCCGUUGAUGGUCGUAUGAACAUGUUACGUGUGUGGGGUGGUGGUAUAUUCCUACCCGACAUCUGGUACGAUGAGUGUGAUCGCCUUGGUAUCAUGGUCUAUCAUGAUAUGAUGUAUGCCCAGCAAGGACAUUCCCCCGUCGAAGACAGCACCAACGAGAACGAGUUGCGCUAUCAGAUCCGGCGCCUGGCCUUUCACCCCAGCAUCAUCGUGUGGGAUGGAUGUAAUGAAUGUCGCGUGAACAUGAGGGCACCCACGGCUAUCUAUGUCACGUUUGUACUGAGAGUGGUGGCAGAAGAGGACAAAUCUCGUCCAGUCUGGCCAUCAUGCCCGGCCGCAGGUUGGCAGUCGGGAGUUCAUGCUCUUGACUCAUCGCCGACAGGAGCAGCUCUCAUCACCCCAUCGUCACACCGUACCAUCGAAACACAUGGACCAUACCUGAUUGGCAGUGGCUUCAUCACUACUAACAGCGGUGCCAAGAUGCAGAUAAUUCCUUCCGGGAUUCCGGCUACGUUCCGCAAAGCCAUCACGGGAGUGGAUCAGCCGAACAUCUUUGCGUCGGAGUUUGGCUGUUCGGUGUUCAGCUCGUUUGAGUCGAUGUCUUCUAAUCUGUCCCCAAAGCACUGGGGAAUCCAUGGUGGAAUGUCACCGGAGAACUGUACCCGCACAGUGUGUGUAGGCAAGAACCCAAUGAGCGAACGCAACCACCCCUGUGACUCUGUUAUCUACCCAUACUUCAACUCAAAUGACACGUUCAACGACGUCGGCGAGAUCGCUUUCAAGAAGCAACUCUAUCAGUGCAUGAUUGGGCAGGCAUUGAACAUGAAGACAACUAUCGAGAUGCGCCGCUCCACCAACCAGUUUGGCAUAGUCGUGUGGCAGUACAAUGAGAUUUGGCCUACUGGUGGUUGGGGUAGCAUAGAGUAUGGUACACCAAGACCAGGACAAGUCAUCGGUGGAAGAUGGAAACCUCUGCAUUACUUCUAUCGCCAGUCUAUCUUCACGGAUGUAACAGUUGCUUGUGGUGGUGAUGGCCUGUGUUAUGUCAAGAAUGACAUUGCUAAAGCGUUCAGCGGCACCUUGGUCAUUUCAGCCGUUGCAUUCGCAAACGCACAAGUGACAACGCUUGAAAGUAAAACAUUGAGUCUGGCUACUGGACCUGGUGUCACCGAGUGGAUUCAAGUGGACUUCUCCAAGAUCAACCCUGCUGAUCAAGUCAUCACAGCCACCAUUACCAAUGCUGACAAGGAAGUAGUGUGUAAUAAUGUUAUUCCACUGACUGAGCCGUACAAGAUGAAGUUACUCCAAGCUAUCGUGAAGGUGUCGGUAGGUUCCAAGAAUCCUGGAGGCAGUGUUGAUAUUCAUCUUACAACAGAUCAUGUAGCUAUGUAUGUAACUGUAACUACAUUGGCUGCUGGUCGCUUCAGUCACAAUGCUCUUCUUCUCCUUCCCGCCGGCAAAACAGUUCAGUUCCUGCCAUUCAGUGACACGGUUGAUAUGUCUUUGCUUCAGUCUUCCAUUCGGGUGGAAGACAUCUCGCUUUAUAUGUGAAUACGUGUACGUGAUUGACAUUGCUCUGUCUCUCGCUUCAGUUUGGAUAUCAGUUGCAGUUAGAACAAUAGAUAAAUUCACAUCAGGUGCAUCAUCGGAUCUAUUCGAGUCUUCACAUUUGAUCUGUGUCCUUCAUUCAUCUUUUUAUCAAUUUAUGCGUUUCUGACCAUGCAGAUUGUGUUGCGACACUCUUGUAUUGUAUUGUAUUUACAUUUAUAUUCAUGGAUUCUCCACAGGCCUUGGCCUAGAUCAACGGUGUCUCCGUCAACAGUUCAUGAAGAGGAAUAGGGCGGCUUUAUCAGGUGUGCAUGGCAGCUUUCCUUGAGAGCUGGAGAA